AUGGUACCCAUAUAUACCGUGGAGAAGACGGGGUUUAUUAAUUUGAUUAAAACCUUAGACCCCAGAUAUGAGCUACCCAGCCGCAAGUACUUCGGUGAAGUCGCCUUGCCCCAGCUGUACAACAACACACGAGAGAAAGUCAGCAGAGAACUGGAGGAGCUGUCCUUUUAUUCGGCAACAUCCGACAUGUGGUCCAGUCGGACUAUGCGACCUUACAUGAGUUUAACGGUGCAUUUCAUUAACAAUGCGUGGGAUUUGCGGAGUAUUUCCCUCCAAACGUCAUACUUUCCCGAGGACCACACCGGUGAACUUGUUGCUAAGGGACUGAGAGACGCUCUCGACUGCUGGAACCUGUCUGAGAAUCGUCUAUGCUGCAUGACAACUGACAGCGGCACCAACAUGAUUAAAGCCCUGAGAGUGAACGGAUGGCCAAACCUCCAGUGCUUUGGACACAAACUACACAACGCUAUUGAGAAUGGUGUUAAGGAUCCCCGCAUAGAUCGUGCCAUUGGAGUAUGCAAGAAGAUAGUCGCUGCUUUUUCCUACAGCUGGAAGAAAAGAAGAGAGCUGGGUGUAGCUCAGUCAGAGCUUGGCCUUCCCCCUCAUCAGCUAACAACAGAAUCCCCAACCAGAUGGGGCUCCCGCCAAAAGAUGAUCGAGCGAUUCCUGGAACAGGAGAAGGCUAUAGCCCGUGUCCUGGGGUCUGAUGUUAAAAGCCGCCAUCUUGUGCCCUCUUGGCAAGACAUCGAGGUUUUGGAGUCAGUAAACAAGGCGGUUAAAGCACUCCAAGACUUUACGGAUGCGCUAUCAGGGGAAAUGUAUGUCAGUGUCUCAUACGUCAAGCCUGUUAUCCAUCUGUUCAAAACCAGUCUUUUGCAGCCUGAGGACAACGACACAGAGCUUACCAAAACAAUAAAAAGGAAAAUACUGGGAUACCUUGUUGACAAAUACAGUGAUCCUGUCAAGGAUGAGCUCUUGGACAUGGCCUCUCUGAUGGAUCCAAGGUUCCAGACAUCCUACAUCGACCCAGACAAGGUGGAGCAAGUCAAAAGAAGAGCUGUCAGUGAACUUCUGUCUUUCCCCGCUGACAAAAGCACACCACAGCCUGGUCCAGUUGUGCAGGUGGACCAGGAAGAGGCAAGGCCUCAGCCAGACCCCAAGAGGAAAAAGACCUUAGCAACCUUCUUCAAGAAGAGUGUUGUUGUGCCAACCUCUGACCAGUCGGAAGAAGCUAAAAUAGAGACUGAACUGGCAACCUAUCUGCUCUUGCCAGAGGCAGACCCUGACACUGAUCCACUGCAGUGGUGGAAGAUCAACAAAUCCAACUUCUCAAGGCUCAGUCACCUGGCCAAGAAAUACCUCAGUAUCCCUGCAACAAGUGCCCCAUCUGAGAGGCUUUUCAGUGUGGGGGAGGAGUUGUCACAUGCAGCAGAGCUUGCCUCAAGCCAGAGGCAGUGGACAGGCUGA
Molecule: messenger RNA, 1467 nt
Organism: Xyrauchen texanus (razorback sucker)
Lineage: Eukaryota; Metazoa; Chordata; Actinopteri; Cypriniformes; Catostomidae
Product: E3 SUMO-protein ligase ZBED1-like
Exons: 2
Coding region: 1-1467 (488 amino acids)
Molecular function (GO): protein dimerization activity
Source: RefSeq, a predicted model, not a curated record